Bacillus rossius redtenbacheri is the source of this 3316-nucleotide messenger RNA. Its product is annotated as ATP-dependent RNA helicase DDX42. The transcript has 12 exons. Gene Ontology annotation, molecular function: ATP binding; nucleic acid binding; RNA helicase activity. The coding region runs from base 319 to 2730 and encodes 803 amino acids. The record is from RefSeq and is a predicted model, not a curated record. Lineage: Eukaryota; Metazoa; Arthropoda; Insecta; Phasmatodea; Bacillidae.
AACCUUAUAUUACAUAUCGAUAGAUGUAAGAUAUUUCGAUUGUUGUUGAAUUGUGAAUAGUUUGUUUUCAUCCAGUAUUUCGCUGUUAAUAUAUGUGUUAUUGACUAGGUGAUAGAUUUUCAAGUUGUUACGGUGCCGUGAAUAUAAGAUUUUCAAGUUGUUACGGUGCCGUGAAUAUAAUAUAUUAUUUAAAGUAAUUAAACUCAUGAAGUACUGUUUUGGUAGAAGUUCAUGGAUGUGAUAGCUUAGCAGUAUGCAAAGGGGUGACCUGUUGUUUCAUUGACAUAACCUAAGGUGCGGAGCGGUGCCGCGGCAGAGAUGAGCUACAACAGGGGAGGGGACGGCCGCCCCAAAGGCUUCGGCUUCUCGGGCUUCCAGCUGAAGCGCGACCGCGCCAACCAGCUGCCGCCCCCGCCGAGCAGUGCCAUCAGCAAGCACGGCUACUCCACCAUGUCCGCCAUCAGCCAGAACGCCCUGGCCGCCAGCUACGGCCUGCCGAGGAAGAGGGCCAAGACGGAGGAGGAGUAUUUCGAAGAGGACGACGACAACUCGGCGCCCACCUCCACCCUGGAGUACAUCCCGGCCCCCGGCAGCCCGUCGUACCAGGGGCGGGACGACUCCAGCUCGGAGGAGGACGAGGACCCCCUGGACGCCUUCAUGGCCGUCAUAGAGGAGCAGGUGGUGAAGGAGACGGCGACCGCGCCCCCCGUCGAGACCGACCAGGACAAGAAGAAGGGCAUCCGCGACGACAUCGAGGAGGAAGACGACGAGGAGUCGUACUACAGGUAUAUGGAAGAAAAUCCAAUGGCCGGAGUCCUGAACGAUGAAUCCGAUCAGGAGAUAGAGUACGACGAAGAUGGCAAUCCUAUCGCCCCGAAGAAGAUAAAGGAGAUUGAUCCACUACCUCCCAUAGACCAUUCCACCAUCACGUACUCACCAUUCGAGAAGAACUUCUACACGGUGCACGAGGAGAUAGCGAGCCUGAAGCCCGACCAGGUGGAGGAACUGCGGGAGAAGCUGGGGGUCAAGGUGACGGGACCGCUGCCCCCGAACCCCGUGAGCAGCUUCGCGCACUUCGGGCUGGACGACGGGCUGCUGAAGGCGAUACGGCGCUACGAGUACACGCAGCCGACCCCGAUCCAGGCCCAGGCGGUGCCGGCGGCGCUCAACGGGCGGGACAUCAUCGGCAUCGCCAAGACGGGCAGCGGCAAGACGGCCGCGUUCAUCUGGCCCAUGCUGGUGCACAUCAUGGACCAGAAGGAGCUGCAGCCGGGAGACGGCCCCAUUGGGGUGAUCCUGGCCCCCACCAGGGAGCUCUCGCAGCAGAUCUACGUAGAGGCCAAGAAGUUCGGCAAGGUCUACAACAUACAGGUGGUGUGCUGCUACGGCGGCGGCUCCAAGUGGGAGCAGUCCAAGGCGCUGGAGGGCGGGGCGGAGAUCGUGGUGGCCACCCCGGGCCGCAUGAUCGACCUGGUGAAGAUGAAGGCGACCAGCCUGGAGCGGGUGACGUUCCUGGUGCUGGACGAGGCGGACCGCAUGUUCGACAUGGGCUUCGAGCCGCAGGUGCGGUCCAUCUGCGACCACGUGCGGCCGGACCGCCAGACGCUGCUGUUCAGCGCCACCUUCAAGAAGAGGAUCGAGCGGCUGGCGCGGGACGUGCUCACCGACCCCGUCCGGAUAGUGCAGGGUGAUGUGGGCGAGGCCAACACCGAUGUGACUCAGAUUGUGAAAGUGAUGAACGUCGGCGGAGCCAAGUGGAACUGGUUGCUUAACCACCUGGUGGAGUUCUUGUCGGCCGGCAGCGUGCUGAUAUUUGUCACCAAGAAGGUGAACGCAGAGGAGCUGGCUAACAAUCUCAAGCUGAAAGAAUACGAAGUGUUGCUUCUGCACGGAGACAUAGACCAGGUGGAGCGCAACAAGGUGAUAACCCAGUUCAAGAAGCAGGAAGUGAACAUCUUGGUCGCCACAGAUGUUGCAGCUAGGGGCUUGGACAUCCCCCACAUCAGAACGGUAGUCAACUUUGACGUCGCGAGAGACAUAGACACACACACUCAUCGAGUUGGCAGGACAGGGCGAGCCGGGGAGAAGGGCACCGCCUACACGCUGGUGACGGACAAAGACAAGGAGUUUGCAGGGCACCUGGUCAGGAACUUGGAGGGGGCGAACCAGCAGGUGCCCCAGGGACUGCUGGACCUGGCCAUGCAGAGUGCCUGGUUCCGCAAGUCCCGCUUCAAGGGCGGGAAGGGCAAGAAGCUGGACAUCGGUGGACGGGGUCUCGGCUACAGGGAGAGGCCAGGACUGGGGUCCGCCGAGCCACAGCAGAUCUCCUUGACGGCAGCCAGCGUCUCGGAGGCGGUCACCAAGCUGCCCCGCACGGGUCCCGGGUCCGACCGGCUGUCGGCCAUGAAGGCGGCCUUCAGGAACCAGUACCAGAGCCAGUUCCUGGCGUCGACGGACCACACCUGGGAGCAGACCCUGGAGCAGACGCGCGCGGCGGAGAACGCAGCCAAGGUCGCAGAGAGCAAGGCGGAGAACGCGGCCAAGGUCGCAGAGAGCAAGCCAGAGAACACAGUCAAGGUCGCAGAGAGCGAGGCGAAGAACGCGGCCAAGGUCGCAGAGAGCAAGCCGGAGAACGCGGCCAAGUUCGCAGAGAGAAAGCCGGAGAACACGGCCAAGGUCGCAGAGAGCAAGCCGGAGAAGCGGUCCAAGAGGAGUCGCUGGGACGACUAGUUCCGUGCUUCCGCCGCCUGGACGUUCGGUCCUCGUAACGAUAGCGCUGUCUUGAGUGUGAAUGUUGUGCAUGAGGUCUGUUCUUGAUUUUCAGAACGGGACAUUUGUUUUGACUGCUUCCGGACGUGUGUAUAACAAGUUUUCUAUUGUGUUGCUGUGUGAUGUGUCUGUAGGUAUCAAGUAUCUUUGUUUCAUUGCUAAAUAUUGAACGUACUUCAGUAAAACCUUUCUGAUCUGAUCUUUUUAUUUAUGCAGUGAAGAAUUUUAAAUAGUUAAGACAUACUAUGCUGGAAUAAGCUGAAAAACAUCUGAGUACUGCAUCCCUUAGUAUCCAUGUUUAGAUAUGAUUGUUGGUUCAAGAAAUGUGUACUGUACCAAGUAGCCAUUGCUCUUCUGGACUCUGUGCAAUCACUGGGACUCGUGACUUCAGUUAAUUCAAUUUUUACAAACAUAUCAGUCCGACAUUAAUUACACCAGAGGUCCGUGGUCGUACAAUGGAAUUGUAAAGAUUGGAUCACCUUUUAUGUUACUGUGAAUUGUAAAGCAUUUAUUACAAUAAAUUACAAUAAAAAAUACAGAAAACAAA